Messenger RNA from Oreochromis niloticus (Nile tilapia), 2215 nucleotides. It is a transcript of the gene map2k4a, whose product is annotated as mitogen-activated protein kinase kinase 4a. The record is from RefSeq and is a predicted model, not a curated record. Gene Ontology annotation, biological process: MAPK cascade; protein phosphorylation. NCBI's taxonomy places the organism in Eukaryota, Metazoa, Chordata, Actinopteri, Cichliformes, Cichlidae. Gene Ontology annotation, molecular function: JUN kinase kinase activity; ATP binding. The coding region runs from base 280 to 1587 and encodes 435 amino acids. The transcript is spliced from 13 exons.
GUCAGUGUCAUUUGGUCAGCUGAUUGCGGGUCGUAAAGCCUCUGGGAUAGCCAGUUUAGUUAGCCUAGCUUGGCUGGAUGUUUGUUUUUGUUAACGUUGGUUCAAAGGUGGCCUUUAACGUAGCCGUGACGUUUUAAAAAGCUGUAGCAAUUUACGGCAUUUCAAGCGCCGCUGCCUGCCUUUUUUUGCGGCUGUUAGCCUAGCAGCGGUUAGAGUGGCCGUGAGGAAGGGAGUGAAGUUGCUCUCCGAGUCUCUGCAUUGCAGCUCCGGGUGCUGCUGAUGGAAUUCAAACACACAACAAUGGCGACUCCCAGCCCUAACAACCCAACAACACCCAGCAGCAACAACGCAGGAGCACACCAGCAGCACCAGUCCCAGUCCCAGCACAUUACCACCAUGAGCAGCAUGCAGGAGUCCAACACCUGCUGGAGAUGUCAGAGUGAAACAGGAGGUUGGGAUGCAUUUAAUCAUCUACCCAGUCCUUGUGUCGCCUCAUUUCAUGGUAAACGUAAAGCCCUGAAGCUGAACUUUGCCAAUCCUCCCAUCAAACCCAUGACUAGAUUCACACUGAACACGGCCGGGCCGCCCUUCCAGAACCCUCACAUAGAGAGGCUGAGGACACACAGCAUCGAGUCCUCGGGAAAAUUGAAGAUCUCCCCAGAGCAGCACUGGGACUUCACAGCCGAAGAUCUCAAAGAUCUGGGCGAGAUCGGCCGAGGAGCUUACGGCUCCGUCAACAAGAUGGUGCACAAGCCGAGUAACCAGAUCAUGGCGGUCAAGAGGAUUCGAUCGACAGUCGACGAGAGAGAACAGAAGCAGCUGCUGAUGGACUUGGACGUGGUUAUGAGAAGUAGUGAUUGUCCUUACAUCGUGCAGUUUUACGGUGCUCUGUUCAGAGAGGGGGACUGCUGGAUUUGUAUGGAACUUAUGGCUACCUCGUUAGACAAAUUUUACAAGUUUGUAUAUGGCUCGUUAGAUGAUGUGAUUCCAGAAGAAAUAUUAGGAAAAAUAACUUUAGCUACUGUGAAGGCGCUUAACCACUUAAAAGAAAACUUGAAAAUUAUACACAGAGACAUUAAGCCGUCAAACAUCCUCCUGGACAGGAACGGCAACAUAAAGCUGUGUGACUUCGGCAUCAGCGGUCAGCUGGUGGACUCCAUCGCCAAAACCAGAGAUGCCGGUUGCAGACCGUACAUGGCGCCCGAGAGAAUAGACCCCAGCGCAUCCCGGCAAGGUUACGAUGUCCGCUCAGAUGUCUGGAGUUUGGGAAUCACACUGUAUGAGCUGGCCACGGGACGGUUUCCCUACCCAAAAUGGAACAGUGUGUUUGAUCAGCUGACCCAGGUGGUGAGAGGAGACCCGCCGCAACUCAGCAACUCGGAGGAGAGGCGCUUCUCCCCCAAAUUCAUCGCCUUUGUCAAUGUGUGCCUUACAAAGGAUGAAUCAAAAAGGCCAAAGUACAAAGAGCUGCUGAGAGAUCCGUUCAUUCAGAUGUACGAGGAGCGCUCAGUCGACGUAGCCGGUUACGUCUGCAGGAUCAUGGAUCAGAUGCCGGCCUCUCCCAGCUCCCCCAUGUAUAUGGACUGAUAGCAAGAUGAAACAGGAACUCAUCCAUAAAUAUAAACCACUCUGCAACGACAGCAUCAAAAAGAGAUAACUAAGUAAUUUAAAAAAAAAAAAAAAAAAAAAGUCCUUGUGUAAAUUUGCUCGGUCCCGUUAUUGCAGUGUUAAAAAGAGAAUUGUAAAGCCUAAAAGAAAAAAGAAAAAAAAAGCACCACGUGCAGUAAAAGUGGUGUCCUUUCAGUCAUUUCUGUAUAUUAACACACUUCUGUUUCUUUCUUGUUCACAAACGCACAGACGCACAGUCACCUAAAUAUUAAUAGCAGCUGAAUCAAUCAAUCAUGACUCAUCCUGAUCAGGAUACAUCUCAGUGAUUUAGUAACAGUGAUUUAAAGACAGGAAAAAAAACCCUGGAACUUGUAUUUAUAGAACCAAAAAUCAUGGAGACUCUUCGACAUACUGGAAUUAUGCUCUUUGUGAAAUGUUCCCACCUCUUCAUGUAACGAAAGCAUCGUGUUUGGUAUCUUAAUGGAACUGUGCUUCUCUGGGUAUAAAGCAGUUGGUAGUCAGAGUCAUGUUGGACCCGCAGUCCAUUCAGUGCUUGCUGUGCAGUGGACUCUAAGCUGAUUUAUGAAUAAAGAGAGAGAAGGUUAAA